This is a messenger RNA of Cavenderia fasciculata, 3627 nucleotides long. RefSeq lists its product as uncharacterized. Gene Ontology annotation, cellular component: plasma membrane. Gene Ontology annotation, molecular function: high-affinity potassium ion transmembrane transporter activity. Lineage: Eukaryota; Evosea; Eumycetozoa; Acytosteliales; Cavenderiaceae. The record is from RefSeq and is a predicted model, not a curated record. Gene Ontology annotation, biological process: intracellular potassium ion homeostasis; potassium ion import across plasma membrane. The transcript has 5 exons. The coding region runs from base 1 to 3627 and encodes 1208 amino acids.
AUGAUUGAAUAUUUAAAGAGACCUUUUGAAUGGUCAUUUUGGAGAAAAUGUUUGACAUUGGCAUUGGUCUAUGUUGACCAAAACUACUUUUAUCGAUUACAUUUCUUGUACAUUGUAAUGGUUGGUUUGUUGGGUGCAUGCGUCAUCAGUCUGGCCGAGAGAGACCACAGGUUCCUCGACUGUCUCUAUCACUCUUAUUCGGCGAUUACUUCGACGGGACUGGCGUCGAUCGAUAUGUCAAAGGUGUCGGCGUUUACACAGGUGGUCACCUUUGUCUUGAUGCAAUUGGGGUCGUCGGUACUACUGACUCUACCAGUCGUACUCAUUAAACGUCAUUAUCUCAGAAAGAGAUUUGCAAGACGACUUGAAAAGGCUCGUGUUGCAACAUCAUCCCUAUCCGACAACAACAACAACAACAACAACAACAAACCACGUAGAAAACAUAAACAAAAGGAUCCUGCCAAACAACCAUUACAAGGAACUGUAGACAUUACACCUGGAGAUGAUCAUGAUGAAGAGGAAGAGGAAUCAAUCCCAGCAACAAGAUACAACUCUGAACCAGAUGAUCAUAUUGGUAUUGGUAUUGGUAUGGUUAUUCAUCAUGAUCAUGAUCAUCACCAUGACUAUCACGAUGGUAUUGAUGUAGUUCAACAUCAUUUCAACUUGGAUGAACAUCGUAGACAUGAACAUGAGGAUCACCAUGACGAUGACGAUGAUCACGACAAUGAUGACGAGGACGACGAUUACAUUGACGACGAUCAAGAUGAUAGUAUGGUUGGACUAGAACAUAUAGUUGAUUCUCCAACAACAAAAGAGUCGUCUGGUGGAGUAUCAACAAUAACAACUUCUGCAACAACAGGAUUAGUCCACUCGAUUGAGACUAAUUUAGAGUAUAGGUCACUUGGAAAACUACUGUAUAUCAUCCCACUCUACCAAUUGAUAGUGUAUGCAAUAGGAUCUACUCUAUUAUACAUCCUCACAUCUGCAACCUCUGUGCAUAAUGUCAUGCUAAAGAAUAACGUUGCAUCUUGGUGGUGGUCUAUUUUCGAGUCAGUCUCUGCAUUUAACAAUUGUGGAUUCGUUCUCUUUACCGACAACUUGGUACAAUUGAAUAAUAGACCUCUCAUACUCGUAACCAUCUCCUUUUUAAUUGCUAUGGGUAAUACUUUAUAUCCAGUAUUUUUACGUAUAAUCAUAUCUGUUUUAAAAAAGGUUUCAAAAGAUCCAGUUCCAUAUGAACACUUGGCAGAAAACCCUAGAUCACUAUACACACAUUUAUUCCCAGUCAGACAAACCGUUAUAUUGACGAUUGUUUGGUGGGUAUUCACCAUCUCCCAAAUGUCAUUAAUGGCUAUCUUGGAAACAAACGAUAAGGCAUUUGAAGGUAUAUCUUCAUCAAAUACAUUCUUUAAUUAUUUCUUCCAAUCUGUUUCAACAAGAACAGCAGGAUUUAAUUCAGUUGAUAUUAGUUUAUUAUCAUCAUCGGUACUUAUAUUAUUUGUUGGAUUGAUGUUUGUAUCUUCAUAUCCAUUGGUCAUUUCUCUAAAGGGAUCGGCAGUCAAUGGAAAAUAUUCACAAGACACGGAACUAAAGACUAAAUCCGUCAUGAAGGAUAUCCUUAUUCGUGAUAUCUUUAUCAUCUAUGUUUGUAUCUUGUUGAUUGGAAUCAUUGAAGAACACCGAUUGGAUGACGCCGGUAAUCCCACAUUCACCGUUUUUCACAUCAUUUUCGAGGUUAUCAGUGCGUUUGGUUGCGUCGGUCUCUCGAUGGGCUUCCCAGGUGCCGUUUCAUUUUCCGCCAUUUUAAAGUCGUCUUCCAAGUUGGUCAUUAUCGUUGUCAUGCUCCUCGGUAAACACAGAGCACUACCAGACUCUAUCGAUACUGCCGUCGUCAUCAAAGAAAAGGCUGUCAUUUCAAAACUAUUCCUACGACGAAGAAAAGCAAGACAAUAUAUAUAUUUAUCUUUCUCAAAGAUUCAACAUAAUCAUUUCUACUACUACCUAUCAAACAAUCAAAAAUCAAAUCAUUUAUUUUACAUUCAUUAUCCAAUCAUGAACCCAUUAAUUAUCAUCUUUAUUUUGUGUAUCGUUGUAUCAUCUGUUUUUGCCAAUUUGUCUUGCAACAACCAAUAUGUCUUUGUCAACGACACCAAUUCAUUGUCAUCUUUUUCAUUGUUCGACCAUGUUGAACAACAAUCAAAUAUCAUCCAAAAUAAAAAUAUUUCUUUGUCUAUGAUGAUGCAGCCAUCAUCCGUUUCAUUGUCAUCUUUUAAUCAUUUUGAACACCCAAUCAUUCUUAACAAAAACAAAAACAACAAAAACAACACCAACUACAAUAAUAAUAAUAGCAAUAAUAAUAACGAUAUCGAUUCAUCUAUUUCACAAACCCAAUUUGAUUCAAAUCAUAUUGUUUCUCAAUGUCAUUUACCAUCAAACCAUACUUUUAUUCCUAUCUAUAACAACAAAAAAAAUAAUAACAAUAAUUUAUCUUUUAAUUCCUCAGUUUCAAUUUCUAUUCCUUUUAAUGUUUUGUCCCAAUCCCAUUUCCAGUCACCAUUAAAUCACUCAACCAACAAUCAUAUUAUUUUCUAUGGCGACAAAGAGGAGGAAGAGGAAGAGUAUGUUCAAUUGAACAGCAACAACAAUACAAUCUCAUGUUUCAACCAUGUUGAACAUCAAUUAAUUUCACACAAUAUUCACUUUAACUCAAGCCAUGUUUUGUUUAUCUCAAAUCAUUCAACAACCAAAAACCAUAUUAUUUUAGAGGAGGAGGAGGAGGACUUCAACAACAGUAGACCAAUUUCAAUCUCCUGUUUCAAUGUUAACCAUCAAUCAAAUCUCAUCUUAGAGGAGGAGGAGUCUGUUCAAUUGAACAGCAACAACAAUACAAUCUCAUUUUCAUAUUUCAACCAAUCAAUUCCCAUAGAUAAUAAUACUAUUUCAUUCUUCAAUGACCAUCAAUCAUCGAUUCCAUGUUUUAAAUCUAGUGAUUUAUAUACUCGUUCAACAACCAACAACCACAUUCUUGUAGAGGAGGAGUUUGUUCAAUUGAACAAAAGCAGCAUAAACAUCAUAAAUUCAUUAACAUGUUUAGACAAUGUUAAACAUCAAUCAAUUCCAAUUAAUAAUCAAUCAAAUAAUAAUAAUAACUAUUUUUCAUUAAUUCAAUCAUCAUCAUUGAUUUCACCUAUUCCAUUUUCAUCUGAUUAUUUUAACUCUUCAAACACUUCCACAUCAUCAUCAUCAUCAUCAACAUUAUAUUUAUUAUCAAAUACAAUUAAUUCAACAAGAUCAAAUACAAGCCCAUUUUCAAGAUACUCCAGCAACAUCUCAAGAAUAGAAAACAACAACAACGCGGUAACAAGCUCUGACAAUUUAAAGCAUUCUACUGAUUCCUCUUCUUUUAUUUUUAUAGAUACCAAAGUUGCCAACAAUUAUUUUGAUUCUCUCAACUGUUUCGGAACCAAUCAUUCAAAUCAUACAACAAUACAACAACAACAACCAUCAUCAUCACCAAUCAAUCAUGAUACAAUCCUCACCACAAUACACACUCACAAAUCAACUCACAAUCAAUAUUCACAAAUCACUCCACCAUCUUCAAAUAAUAAUAAUAACAACAAAAAAUAA